Messenger RNA from Cephus cinctus (wheat stem sawfly), 14565 nucleotides. RefSeq names its product dynein heavy chain 5, axonemal (gene Dhc1). Gene Ontology annotation, molecular function: dynein light intermediate chain binding; dynein intermediate chain binding; minus-end-directed microtubule motor activity. Lineage: Eukaryota; Metazoa; Arthropoda; Insecta; Hymenoptera; Cephidae. Gene Ontology annotation, cellular component: dynein complex. The transcript is spliced from 33 exons. Gene Ontology annotation, biological process: microtubule-based movement. Bases 641 to 14542 code for a protein of 4633 amino acids. The record is from RefSeq and is a predicted model, not a curated record.
UGAAUUUAUGUUUUCAUUUUUAAAACUUAAAACGUCUAUUGACAGUACGAAACUAGUUGCAUUCUUUUUUAAGUACAAUUUCAGUGAAAUUUUUUUGGGUGGACUUUGGAUAGAUUUAUGAUUGAUAAAAUAUUGCUUAGAUGGUUAUGGAAUUUACUUUUGCUGUGCUUGAAUGUAUCUUGUGGUACAGCAUAUUUUUUUUAUUAAAUUUUUGAGAAUGCUGACGGAUUAUAAAUCACUGGAUAAAAUGGUUGUCGCUGAAUGAAAAUCAAUAAAUUCUAUAACUAAGCAUCGAUGGAGUUCGUGACGGAACUUCUUGCCAGAUUGGCUGGCUGGAACUUGUUUCGAACUAUUAGCAUUCGGCUAAAUUGUGUAAAGCUGAGAGAGAGAGAGAGAGAGAGAGAGAGAGAGAGAGAGAGAGAGAGAGAGAGAGAAAGGAACUGAGAAAGAGAGGAAGUGCAAGAGAGACUGGAAGGACUGACGUAGUUAAUAUUGCAUUACAGUGCGGGCGGUAUACGCGAACGUAGGUCUGUUGUUUAAAGUCGCCGUAGAAAAGAAGUAAAACAGUCAUUUGUUUUGUAAUCUUUUUUUUGUCGUUUUUCAAAAUAAUUCUGAACAAACCAGGACAAACCCAUUGGCGAUGGCGGAGGCAGAGGACGAAGCUAGAAAGAGACGGGAGGAAUGCGAGAGAAAGGCGAGACGCGGGGAGAUGGACCCUAGGCUGGAGUUUGUCUUCCAGAUCCUGAUGGAUGCUACUUCACUUCCAAGACACAAGGUCAUGGACCAUGCAUUUGAUGGAGAUAUGCUUGAUGAGAUAAAUCAGUUAUUUCUGCCACACGUGAGAUCUACUCUUAUAUGGUUUUACCAGGAAAUAGAAGAAUCGGAAGCUGUACGAUCUAUCGAUCUGGGACAGGUCAAGGGUUCACGCGUAGGGCCUAAUUCGUCGAUUACAAAGACAAAAGAACCCAGAGAACCCAAAGAACCCAGAGAACCGACGAAGAAGAAAUUAUUUUUAACUGACGGCUGGCAGGUUCCGUGCACAGGAAUCUGUAUAUAUAUGUUUCGUAUUAACAUCGCGAAGCAAUUGCCGGAAGAAGGAUUUCAUAGAGACCUCUACACCGGGGUCAUUGAUACGAAUAAGGUCAGCAUGAUAGCCUCGAUCCAGCGAAUAGUAGAUCGUGUCUUCAUGGAUGCCCUGGCCCAUCCCAGCCCCGAAGAGGAAGCUGAUUGCCCAAUGAUUAAGAGUCUAUUAUUACCUGGACUCAGAUCUUUCUGCAGUGCCUUAAAAGUCUGCGAGGAAGUGGCCGACGAAGGGAGUAUUUUUGACGAUGGUGAAUCAAUGAUGGCUGACAUCCACAACUUUGAAGAAACCAAGACGCUCAUAGCUAAGGAUGGCGUCGUGCUGAGAAUCGAAGAGAGAGUCAAAUCGUGGAUCAAAAAGCUGAAGGACUUUAUGCUGGAGAGCAAGCAGGUUAGACGUGAGAAUGACAAUUCUGGACCACAGCAGGAAUUAGAAUAUUGGAAGCGAAGGGGUGCGCAGUUCAGUCAACUUGCAGCUAAAUUACAGGAUCACGAAGUAAGGAUGUCCUUAUUAUGUCUUCAAGUGUCCCGGUCAAAAUUAAUAAAAGAAUGGGCGGAUGCUGAGGACGAGGUCACAUAUUGCUACAAUGAGGCCAAAGAUAAUGCGAAAUUUAUUCAAGCGAUGGAGAAAUGUUGUCACUGCUUGUAUCUCGAUGAUCCAGUCAAAAUGAGAGAUUCAUUGGUAUCGCUUUUGCAAACUGUUCGUCUGAUAUACAGUGUGUCGCGAUAUUACAAUACUUCCGAAAGAACAAGUUCGCUAAUGGUUAAGAUCACCAAUCAAAUGAUCGCUGCUUGCAGGGAUUACGUCACAAAGCGUGGACGUGAAAGCGUUUGGAAUCAAGAUAGAACUGCAGUAAGAUUAAAAUUGAAGCAUUGUUUACGACUCAAUAAGGCUUACAGAGAGACAUACAGACUUGUACGUUGCUCUCCAGCCGUUUCUGAACAGGAAUUUUCAUUUUCGGAAACUCACGUUUUCGGUAGAUUUGAUUCGUUUUGUUCGCGCAUUCGACAAAUUUUAACAAUGUUCGACCUCAUUGAGAAUUAUCAGAAACUAUUCGAAAGGAGAAUGGAAGGAUUACUUCUUGGUGAAGCAUUGGACGACGCUAUGAAGACAUUUGAAGAAGCAAAACGAAUGGCUACAAAUAAAUCAUACGACUAUUUGGAUCCAAGAAAUUCCGAAUUCGAGAGAGAUUAUGAGACUUUUAUGUCGAAGACCGAUACUCUCAAGCAGAGCAUAGGUAGCAUAAUAGAAAAAAAUUAUGCUGACGUGUGGGAGACGCCCCAAGGCAUCAGAUUCUUAACAAGAUUCGAAAAGGUGAGCGAAAAAAUUCCACUCACUAAACUCGACGAAAAAUACAACAUGGUUGUGCGCUAUUGCGAUAAAGAGAUUGAAAGAACAUUGAAGUUAUUCAAGAGACAAAAAGAUGAUCCGUCCUUGCCGAGGCACAUGCCACCCAUAGCUGGUAGACUGACCUGGGCCAAGUCUUUGAAGGUACAUUUAGAUGAGUUGGCCGCAUCUGUAUCUGGCCAUCCUGUUCUGAGAACUUUACCGCUGACUGCUGAUUUGGUACGAAGAUAUAACAACGCUGUAGCCAUAUUGCUUCAAUAUCAAACUGACGUAUCCGAUGUUUGGAAUCAUCAAAAUUCUUGGGUCAUUGAAGACUGCCUUCGAAGACCUUUAUUGGCCGUGGAUGAAGGAACAGGCAAGAUCAAGGUCAACCUGGAAUCUCGCAUUACACUCCUUUUGAGGGAGGCUGAUUGCCUUGCGAAACUUCAACUGGAAAUACCUAUCGUUGCUUUGACUAUCCUGUCAAAGAGGGACCACUUCAUUCUGGUGACAGACUCGAUGCAAUUGGUGAUUGAAGAAUUUGUUGCCACUGCGAGGAAAGUGAAGCUUGAAGUGCGCCCACUUCUUUUGCCACAUCUCGUACGAGUGGCUUCGCUGUUGGGGCCGGCACUUGUUAGUCUGACCUGGACAAAACCGGGAUGGAAAGAUUUCUGUCAAAAUACACGAGAUGAGAUAAAAACUUUUGACAUAUUGAUAGGAAGAGUUCACGAUGUAUAUGCGAAUAGAAUUCUUCAAGUUCUGUCCAGCAUGCAGAAAGUCAGUCUUCACGCUUUGCCUAAAUAUCAACCUUGGAACGUUGAAGAGUUUAUAGAAAAAACUGAAGAAACAUGCAGACUCGCAGCUGUCGAUUUACAUAGGAAGAGCUUAAUGAUCGAAGAGGCUGUUGAAGAAGUUCUUGAGCUGGUGAAGAAUGCGGCGGCGACCUUCAAAGGGACAAGCGAAAGUGAUCAAUUCGAUUUUCUUAAUAACGAAGGUUCGGAUGGUCAAGAUAAUGCUGACGAAACCACCCAACAACAACAGCAAGACUGGUCUGUUGUCUGGGCGUGUUUUGAUAACCCACAUCAACUUCUGACAACUCCUGGUGGUGGCUUAUCAAAAGGCAUGCAAGAGAUGGUACGUAACGCUGUAUCGGAGAUGAGGAGGUACUAUUCUCGAAAGGUCGUAGACGUGCUGAUAAAGGUUACGAGAAGUUCAUUGGAUGCUUUGAGAAAGAGAUUCGUUCGUGAAGUGGAUAGCGAAGAACCACCAAAUCCGGUAUUCCUGCUCCACGCAAUUUUGAUGAUACCAGCAGUGACGGUCAGGCCGAGCUUAGAGGAUGUCCAGGAGGCGCUGACGACGGCAGGUAAAAAAAUCGCUGCAGUAGCCAAGGGCGUAGCACAGUGGGAUGCUGGAAGCAACAAAGUUCCAGAGAAGGUCGUCACUGAACGGCAGAACGUCGAUUUGAACGACCCCAAGAUCAGGAGAAAGAGACUCUACAGGAUCAUCUCGGAGGACAAACCGGCAUUUCCUGUUCAGCAGAGAAACUUUCACAGUUUGGUCAUGGAGAACAAGGAGGUCAUCAAGAUGCUGUCGAUGCUGAGCACCUGUACGCAGGAGCUGCGCCAGGAUUUGACCAAUUUUUUGGAUCGAUGGAAACCGUACAAAUUCCUUUGGAAAAAUGAACGCAGUGUCAGGGAACUUUUGCAAAUUUCACUCCCCGAAUUCGAAACAAUAUUACGAAAACAUGGUGAAUUAGAAGAUAGACUAUCAACCGACCCGGACAUGAUGUAUUUUGGAACGUCCAUUGUCGUGUCAACUGAAAAACUGAAAUAUGGUCUUUAUACGGAGAUCAAAGGAUCUACUCGAAAAAUAGGCCAAGCCAUGAAGAAGAAGUAUCGUAGAGAAAUGGAGUACGUUUACGCAGUGAUGAACGAAAUGGAGCGUAAAUUGGAUCGACAGAUACGUGACCUGGAUGACGUGCGUCUAAUAAUGGAUACCCUGAAGAAGAUCCGCGAGCAAGAAGUGGACAUGGAACUCCGCAUAGACCCAAUAGAAGAAGCCUUCAACAUCGUCACCAGAUACGAAGUCCCAGUCGAUCGCGAGUGUUUGGAGCAAGUCGACAACCUCAGAUACACGUGGCAACAGCUUCAAGGUCGUGCCUUGGACAGCCACGUCCUCCUAUUGACUUUACAACCUCAGUUCGAGGAAGAGCUAAGGAACAACCUAGAAAAAUUCCGAAUCGACAACGAAGCUUACUGCGAGGAGUACAGAUGCUCUGGACCAAUGCAGCCUGGGCUGACACCUAGAGAAGCAUCCGAUAGGCAGAUACUGUUUCAGAACAGAUUCGAUGGCAUGUGGCGAAAGCUACAGACCUAUCAGAGCGGCGAAGAACUUUUUGGUCUUCCAACGACAGACUACCCCGAGCUGUCGCAGAUUAGAAAAGAGCUGAACCUUCUGCAGAAGCUGUACAAGUUGUACAACGAUGUUAUCGACAGAGUCAGCAGUUACUACGAUAUACCGUGGGGCGAGGUUAACAUAGAAGACAUAAACAACGAGCUUAUGGAAUUUCAAAAUCGCUGUCGCAAACUGCCCAAAGGCCUCAAGGAAUGGCCGGCGUUUUUCGCACUUAAAAAGACAAUAGACGACUUUAACGACAUGUGCCCCCUUCUGGAAUUAAUGGCGAACAAGGCAAUGAAGCCGCGUCACUGGCAGAGAAUAGUCGAGGUCACAGGUCAUACGUUUGACCUCGAGAGCGAAGGGUUCUGCUUAAAAAAUAUAUUGGAGGCGCCGCUUCUUAAAUACAAGGAGGACAUAGAGGACAUCUGUAUAUCGGCAAUGAAGGAGAGGGAUAUCGAGGCCAAGUUGAGGCAGGUCGUGAACGAAUGGUCCGCUCACGAGUUGACCUUUAUGACCUUUAAUAAUAGAGGUGAACUCUUGCUACGGGGUGACACCACUGCGGAAACUAUCGGGCAACUGGAGGACAGUCUAAUGGUUCUUGGAUCCCUUAUGUCCAAUCGCUAUAAUGCACCUUUCAGGAAGCAGAUACAACAGUGGGUCACUGACCUCUCUAACACCAAUGAAAUACUUGAGAGAUGGCUCCUCGUUCAGAAUAUGUGGGUCUACCUCGAGGCUGUCUUCGUGGGCGGUGACAUAGCUAAACAAUUGCCCAAAGAGGCCAAAAGAUUCAGUAAAAUUGAUAAGAGUUGGCAGAAAAUUAUGCAACGUGCACACGAAACUCCUGGUGUCGUGCCAUGUUGUGUUGGCGAUGACUUACUCAAACAACUUUUGCCACAUCUUCAGGAACAGCUCGAGCUGUGUCAAAAAUCAUUAAGCGGGUACUUGGAGAAGAAACGGAUGAUGUUCCCAAGAUUCUUCUUUGUAUCGGAUCCAGCACUUCUUGAGAUUCUGGGACAGGCAUCCGAUUCGCAUACCAUACAGAAUCAUUUGUUAUCUAUAUUUGAUAACACUAGAUAUGUGAAAUUUCACGAUAUUGAAUAUAAUAAGAUGACCGCAAUUGUCUCAUCGGAGGGAGAAACUAUUGCGCUGGAAAGAGCAGUAAGAGCUGAAGGAUCGGUAGAGACCUGGCUGAUGCAGCUUCUUCAAACGUCUCAACAGUCUAUUCACUCAAUUAUACGGCAAUCCAAUGGAAUGAUAAAUGAUCAGAAUUUCAAUCUCCUUGGCUUUUUGGAGAAAAUGCCAGCACAAGUGGGAAUAUUAGGUAUUCAGAUGAUCUGGACCAGGGAUGCUGAAUUAGCGUUGAUGCAAGCGAGAGCGGAUAAAAAAAUAAUGGGUGAAACAAACAACAGAUUUUUGGAACUGCUAAAUACACUAAUUGACCAAACUACCAGAGAUUUGACAAAAAUCGACAGAACCAAAUUCGAAACCUUGAUCACAAUCCAUGUACAUCAACGUGACAUUUUCGAUAUUCUGUGUCGAAUGAACGUCAGAUCAGUUAACGAUUUCGAGUGGCUAAAGCAAUGUCGGUUUUAUUUCAAAGAGGACUUGGACAAGACAGCCAUAUCCAUCACUGACGUUCAAUUCACGUAUCAAAAUGAAUAUCUUGGCUGCACGGAGCGUCUGGUUAUCACUCCAUUGACCGACAGGUGCUACAUCACUCUAGCUCAAGCACUGGCCAUGUCAAUGGGUGGGUCACCAUGUGGACCGGCAGGAACCGGAAAGACAGAAACCGUAAAAGAUAUGGGGAAGACAUUGGCCAAGUACGUGGUGGUGUUCAACUGUUCCGAUCAAAUGGACUACAGAGGAUUGGGUCGUAUUUAUAAAGGAUUGGCACAGAGUGGAUCCUGGGGAUGUUUUGACGAAUUUAAUAGGAUCGAAUUGCCAGUCCUCUCUGUAGCAGCGCAGCAGGUCGCGGUUGUCCUGGCUGCAAAGAAGGAAAAGAAGAAGCAAUUCGUCUUUACCGACGGUGAUCAGAUAGACCUGUGCCCAGAGUUGGGUAUAUUUAUAACGAUGAAUCCAGGAUAUGCGGGUAGGAAGGAACUUCCGGAAAAUCUAAAGAUACAAUUUCGUACCGUCGCUAUGAUGGUACCAGACAGACAGAUCAUCAUCAGAGUGAAAUUGGCUAGUUGUGGAUUCUUGGAAAAUAUCACGUUAGCUAGAAAGUUUUAUACUCUUUAUAAAUUGUGCGAGGAGCAACUUACUAAACAGGUUCACUAUGAUUUUGGACUAAGGAACAUUCUCUCGGUUCUUAGAACCCUAGGAGCAUCUAAAAGAGUAAAUUCCAAAGAUUCAGAGAGCACCAUAGUCAUGAGAGUACUCAGAGAUAUGAAUCUGUCAAAGUUGAUAGAUGAAGAUGAGCCAUUAUUCAUAUCAUUGGUGGCAGAUCUCUUUCCUAAUCAGGCUCUCGAAAAGACUUCUUAUCCUACCCUAGAAGCAGCCAUAGAUCAGCAAGUUCAAGAAGCUGGUUUUGUUUAUCAUCCACCGUGGGUUCUUAAACUAAUCCAAUUGUACGAAACACAACGAGUCAGACAUGGCAUAAUGACUUUAGGUCCAACUGGUGCAGGGAAGACCACUUGCAUCCAGAUACUGAUGAGAGCACUGACUCAGUGCGGUGAUAGUCACAGAGAAAUGCGAAUGAAUCCAAAGAGCAUAACAGCAGCGCAGAUGUUUGGACGAUUGGACGUAGCAACUAAUGACUGGACCGAUGGAAUAUUUUCAGCGUUAUGGCGUAAGACCUUGAAAUUGAAAAAGGGAGAGUACGUCUGGCUCGUGCUGGAUGGACCAGUCGAUAGUAUUUGGAUCGAAAACCUUAAUUCGGUCCUUGACGACAAUAAAACCCUGACCUUAGCCAAUGGCGACAGAUUAGCUAUGGCGCCUACCUGCAAGAUCAUUUUCGAACCGCACAAUAUAGACAAUGCUAGUCCCGCCACUGUUUCACGAAAUGGGAUGGUCUAUAUGAGCUCUUCCGGUUUGGAUUGGAAGCCGGUAGUGACUGCGUGGCUCAAAAGACGCACUACAUUGGAAGAGGAAGUUUUUGAGAAGGCUUUUAACGAUUCCUUUGCGUCGACCUACGCCUGGAGUACACAAACGUUACUGCUGGCCAUUAAGGUUUUACAGUGCAACAUAGUACGUCAAAUGUUAUGUCUUUUAGAAGGCUUGGUCCCUCCCGAGAUACCCGUAGAGGUUGAUGAAGACGAUGAUGACAUAGAGAAGGACAAGCCACAGCCAAUGACCCCGGAUCAUCUACAACGGUUAUACGUCUUCGCCCUGGUCUGGGGAAUUGGUGCUCUUCUAGAGACUGAGGAUCGUCGCAAAUACGACGAGUACCUGCGACAGAACAUGGAGAAUUUUGAUCUUCCUACUUCGGAAAAGUAUCCAAAUGCGACAGUUUUUGAUUUCAUGGUGAAUGAAAAGGGAAAGUGGGAUACCUGGACCACGAUGGUCACUAAUUACAUUUAUCCCGAUUAUGCCACUCCGGAUUAUAGCAGCAUCCUUAUACCCAUACCAGAUAAUGUAAGGAUUCAGUAUCUGAUAGAUCUUAUAGGACGACAGGACAGGGCUGUCCUGCUGAUUGGAGAGCAGGGCUCGGCGAAAACGGUGAUGAUGAAGUCAUACAUGAAGAAGGCUAAUCCUGAGACCACUCUCGGUAGAUCCUUCAACUUCAGCUCAGCAACAACGUCAUAUCAAUUCCAAAAGACUAUUGAAAGCUACAUUGAGAAACGUAUGGGCAGCACGUUCGGCCCGCCAGGUGGCAAGAAGAUGUUGGUUUUCAUAGAUGACAUUAAUCUACCCCAGAUAAACGAAUGGGGAGAUCAGGUCACUAAUGAGAUUGUAAGACAGACGAUGGAUAUGAAAGGAUUCUACUCCCUGGAGAAACCAGGUGACUUCACGACAAUCGUAGACGUCACGUUUCUCGGCGCCAUGUGUCAACCAGGUGGUGGAAGAAACGAUAUACCAUCCAGACUCAAGAGACAGUUCUGCAUCUUCAAUUGUACUCUACCAAACGACUCCUCCAUCGAUAGGAUCUUCAGUGUCCUCGGCGAAGGUCACUACAAUUCCAAGAGAGGAUUUUCAACGGAGAUCAGAAGUCUCGUCAAGAAGUUGGUACCACUGACCAGAAUACUGUGGCAGCGGACCCGUGCUAAAUUGUUACCUACUCCUGCCAAGUUUCACUACGUCUUCAGUCUCCGCGACCUCUCUCGUAUUUGGCAGGGAAUGGUAGGCACUCUCUCGACCGUCAUCGAAAGGGAAAGUAUUUUAAUGCUUCUGUGGAAGCACGAGUGCACACGGGUCUUCAGUGACAGGUUCACGUUGCAGUCGGACAAAGACUGGUUGGAUAAAGAACUGGUACUCGUUAUUAAAGAAGUUCUUGGUGAACGCUUUACUCAGAUGGUGGAACCUGAACCGGCAUUCGUGGACUUUAUGAGGGACGCACCGGAACCCACCGGAGAGGAAGGUGAGGAUGCGGACAUGGAACUACCAAAAGUGUACGAGCCUGUGUUCGACCAACAAAUUCUCAAGGAUAGACUAGAGAUGUUCUUAUCGCAGUACAAUGAGAUGCAACGUGGAGCUGGAAUGGAUCUGGUCUUCUUCCCGGACGCCAUGUUGCACCUGGUGAAGAUUUCAAGGGUCAUAAGACAUCCCAGGGGAAACGUGAUGCUGGUCGGUGUGGGUGGUUCCGGGAAGCAAAGUUUAACUAAAUUGUCAUCAUUUAUAGCUGGCUACAAGACGUUUCAAAUAGCACUGACGAGGUCGUACAACGUAACGAAUUUUCUGGAGGACUUGAAAUUCCUGUACCGUUCGUGUGGUGCUCAGGGUAAGGGCACCACUUUUAUUUUCACUGACCUUGACAUUAAAGAGGAAGGCUUCCUUGAGUACCUGAAUAACAUUCUCAGCUCUGGUGUUAUCAGCAAUCUCUUUACUCGUGACGAGCAGGCUGAGAUAAUAUCAGAACUGACACCCUCUCUUAAAAGAGAGAAUCCAAAGAGGACACUGAACAAUGAGCUCGUGAUGGAAUAUUUCCUUCAGAGGACGUGCCAGAACCUCCAUGUAGUCUUCUGUUUCUCACCGGUGGGUGAGAAAUUCAGGAACAGGGCGCAAAGAUUCCCAGCUCUAAUAUCCGGUUGCACUAUAGACUGGUUUCAACCCUGGCCUAAAGACGCUCUGAUUCUGGUAGCUCAGCAUUUCCUCCAUGAUUUUGAAAUCGCUUGUACACCAGAAGUCAAAGGUCACUUAGUGAACGCCCUGGGUUCUAUACAGGAUGUAGUCGCUGAAACUUCCACUGAGUACUUUCAACGUUUCAGAAGAGCCACCCAUGUCACACCAAAGUCUUACCUGAACUUCAUCGGGGGCUACAAGAAUAUUUAUCGUACAAAGCAGCACGAACUGGGUGAAGGUGCCAAGAGGAUGGACACUGGUUUAGCUAAGUUAGAGGAAGCUUCUAUAUCCGUGGAAUUGCUGAAGAGAGACCUGGCUCUGAUGGAGCAGGAAUUGGCUCAGGCAUCCCAGAAAGCUGAAACUGUAUUACUGGAAGUGACUGAAAGAGCCAUGCAGGCUGAGACCUUUAAGAAUCAGGUUCAAAAGGUCAAAGAGAAGGCGGAACAAUUGGUUGGAUGUAUAGCUGAAGAGAAAGCACUGGCGGAACAAAAGUUGGAAGCUGCGAAACCAGCUCUUGAGGAAGCGGAAGCAGCCUUAAACACAAUAAAACCAGCUCACAUAGCGACUGUUAGAAAACUGGGUCGACCUCCUCAUCUGAUCAUGAGAAUCAUGGACUGCGUCCUGAUCUUGUUUCAGAGAAAACUGGGUCCAAUUGUACCAGACACAACCGCAUCAUGUCCUAAGCCCUCCUGGGCCGAAUCCCUUAAAAUGAUGGCGAGUACUACCUUCCUUUUACAGUUACAAAACUACCCUAAGGACAUUAUUAAUAAUGAAAUGGUCGAGCUUUUACAACCCUAUUUCAAAAUGGAGGACUAUAAUAUGGAGACUGCCAGAAGAGUCUGUGGUGACGUGGCAGGACUCUUGUCCUGGACCAAAGCAAUGGCGUUCUUCCACUCGGUGAACAAGGAAGUCCUUCCUCUAAAGGCAAAUCUCACUUUACAAGAAGCGAGACUCAAGGUAGCUAUGGAGGACCUGGCAAAUGCUGAGAGGGAAUUAUCCGAGAGAGAGAUGGCGCUGCAAGCUGUAAAGGAACAAUACGAUGCUGCGGUUUCGGAGAAACAAAGAUUAACGGACGCAGCCAAUGUUUGUCUCAGAAAAAUGACCGCUGCCACGGCUUUGAUUAAUGGAUUAGGCGGUGAGAAGAUCAGGUGGACCGAACAGUCUGGAGAGUUUAAGGUUCAACUAGGUAGACUAGUUGGAGAUGUUUUAUUGGCAACUGGAUUUCUAUCUUACUGUGGACCAUACAAUCAGCAAUAUAGAGCAGGCUUGGUGAUCUCUUGGAUGGAAAUUUUGACGAUCCGAAAUAUCCCAUUUACUCAAAAUUUGAACAUCACUAACAUGCUCGUUGACACGGCCACAGUUUCCGAAUGGACGCUUCAAGGUCUACCGAAUGACGAAUUAUCAGUGCAGAACGCUUUGAUCGUCACUAAAUCAUCGUCAUACCCAUUGCUGGUGGAUCCGCAGAACCAGGGUAAAAUGUGGAUAAAGAAUAAGGAGGCUUCAAACGAGUUACAAAUUACAUCUCUGAAUCACAAAUACUUCAGGACUCACCUGGAGGACAGUUUAUCGCUUGGAAGACCACUGUUGAUCGAGGACGUUGCCGAAGAGCUAGAUCCCGUAAUCGACAACGUGCUCGAGAAGAACUUCAUAAAAUCUGGAUCCAUAGAAAAAGUGAUUGUAGGUGACAAAGAGUGCGACGUCAUGCCUGGAUUCAUGCUCUACAUAACAACCAAGUUACCAAAUCCUGCUUAUAGUCCUGAGAUAUCAGCCAAGACCUCAAUUAUCGAUUUCACUGUGACUAUGCAGGGUUUGGAGGAUCAGCUACUAGGUCGAGUGAUCCUAAUGGAAAAGGCUGAUCUGGAGGCUGAACGCGUUGCUCUAUUUGAAUCAGUAAUGACCAAUCAACGAUCAAUGAAAGAGCUGGAGAGCACUCUGCUUCAUAGAUUAACAUCCUCGGAAGGUUCACUGGUGGAUGAUGAAGCCCUCAUAGGAGUUCUUCGUGAGACGAAAUCUACAGCGGAAUCCGUUAACGAGAAACUCCAGGUGUCCGCGUUGACCGAGAGGAAGAUCACUGUAGCCAGAGAAGAGUUCAGAGCAGUAGCGGCAAGAGGGUCCAUCCUCUACUUCUUGAUCGUGGAAAUGAGCAACGUGAACGUCAUGUACCAAAACUCUUUAAAACAAUUCCUAACGAUAUUCGACGCCUCCAUCACCAAGUCCGCCAAGAGCAACAUCACCAGCGAGCGCAUCGACAUCAUCCUACGUCAUCUGACGUACGAAGUCUGGGGAUUCACCCUGAGGAGUCUCUACGAGAGACACAAACCCCUCUUCACCCUGAUGCUGGCUAUGAAAAUAGACUGUCACCGAGGUGCGAUAUCUCAUGCUGAAUUUAUGGCCUUUAUCAAGGGCGGCGCGUCUUUGGAUCUUAAUGCGGUAGCACCCAAACCCUUCAAGUGGAUCCUGGACAUAACGUGGCUGAAUCUGGUGGAGAUAAACAAACUCGAGGUCUUCUCCGAGGUGCUGACGAAGAUUGAAUUCAAUGAGAAAGAAUGGAAACAUUGGUACGAGAAGGAGAAACCUGAAGAAGAGGAACUGCCUUGUGGCUAUCAAAAGAGUCUUGACGUCUUCAGGAAGCUGCUCCUAAUUAGAUCCUGGAGUCCUGAUCGUACUCUGUCGCAAGCAAGGAAAUACAUCAUUGAGUCUCUUGGUAAAGAAUAUGGAGAAGCCAGGAUUUUGGAUCUGGAGGCAACCUGGCUGGAAUCUGAACCAAGGACUCCACUUAUUUGUAUACUGUCCGUUGGUUCGGAUCCUAGUCCACAGAUCACUGCGUUAGCCAAGCAAAAAUCAGCACCGCUAAGAUCGGUAUCUAUGGGCCAAGGUCAAGAAUUUCACGCUCGUAGAAUGAUCAAUGAUGCCAUGACCUGCGGAGGUUGGGUACUUUUGCAAAAUAUACAUCUGUCACUUCCGUUUUGUACCGAAGCAAUGGACGCUCUUGUAGAAACCGAUAAUAUCAAUGAAUCAUUUCGACUAUGGAUGACUACUGAAGUGCAUGCUCAAUUCCCUAUCGGUCUACUUCAGAUGGCAAUAAAAUUUACGAAUGAACCACCUCAAGGCAUUCGCGCUAGCUUGAAAAGGACUUAUCACGGUGUCACGCAGGAUGCUUUGGAUUACAGUACACAACCACAAUGGCCGCCAUUGUUAUACGCCGUUGCAUUUUUACACACCGUUGUACAGGAACGUAGAAAAUUUGGUCCCCUAGGUUGGAACGUGCCAUACGAAUUUAAUCAAGCGGAUUUUGCAGCGUCCAUACAGUUCAUACAGAAUCACUUGGACGACAUGGAUCCUAAGAAAGGCGUAUCCUGGCCUACCGUUUGUUACAUGCUUGGAGAGGUUCAGUACGGUGGUCGAGUUACCGACGACUUUGACAAACGUCUUCUGACUACCUUCACGCACGUUUGGUUCUGCGACGUGCUUCUUCGGCCAGGAUUUGAAUUUUAUCGUGGCUACAGGGUUCCUCAAACUCGAAGUCUUCAGGGAUAUAUCGAUUAUAUUAAUGGAUUGCCCGCUACCGACACGCCCGAAGUUUUUGGUCUUCACUCAAAUGCUGAUAUUACCUAUCAGAUUAAUACAGCCAAGGGUAUUUUGGACACCAUUCUCAAUGUACAGCCGAAAGAAGGUGGCGCUCAGGGCGGGGAGACCCGAGAAAGCGUUGUUUAUAAAUUGGCCGAAGACAUGUUGGCAAAAUUGCCCCAACAAUACAAUGCUUUUGAAGUCCGAGAGGCAUUGCAGAGAAUGGGAGCAUUGUUCCCCAUGAAUAUAUUUUUAAGGCAGGAAAUAGAUAGGAUAACCAGAGUGAUAAGUGAGGUUCACACAACCUUAACUGAUUUAAAAUUAGCUAUAGAUGGUACUAUAGUUAUGAGUCAAGGUUUACGGAAAUCCUUGGAUGCCAUGUAUGACGCGCGUAUUCCAGAAAGGUGGCUCAAGGUUUCCUGGGAAUCGGCAACACUUGGUUUUUGGUAUACCGAACUUUUGGAAAGGGAUCAUCAGUUUCGGCAAUGGUGCAAUAAUGGCCGCCCAAGCGUCUUCUGGAUGACGGGCUUUUUCAAUCCUCAAGGUUUCUUGACUGCGAUGCGACAAGAAGUCACGAGAGCUCACAAAGGAUGGGCCUUGGACUCUGUAGUUCUGCAAAAUCUGAUAACGCGAUACAACAAAGAAGACGUCAAGGAGCCACCGCAAGAGGGCGUCUACGUCCAUGGAUUAUUUCUAGAGGGAGCGUCUCUUGAUCGAAAAUCGGGAAAAUUAGUUGAAAGUAAACCAAAGGUUCUUUAUGAGCAGAUGUCAGUUAUCUAUAUCUAUGCGAUAAACACCACUGCGGGAAAGGAUCCGAAAUUAUACGAAUGUCCUAUCUACAGAAAACCGCAAAGAACAGAUCAGAAAUACGUUGGUUCGAUUGAUUUUGAAACAGAUUACAAUCCGAGGCACUGGACGCUUCGUGGUGUUGCAUUGUUGUGCGAUAUAAAAUAAAUAAACUUUUAACAAUGAUCAAA